AUGCCUGUCAAGCACAUCUACCUUGUCCGCCAUGGAGAGACAGAUUUCAACACGGACCCCGAGCCCCGCAUCAGAGGCCACGUUCCCAAUCCACUGAACGAAAUAGGGCGCCUCCAUGCCAAGGAGGCCAGCGCCGCAUUGAAGGACGUGAAAUUUGAUGCCAUCUUUUACAGUAGAAUUCCCCGUGCCAAGGAAACGGCCGAGGCCAUUCGAGCCAAUCAGCCCCAAGCUCGUUUUGAGGAGGAGCCCCUUGUUUGUGAUAUCUCUUGGGGCGACUGGGAGGGAAAGACGUACCUCGAGGCCUUUGGGACGCCCGAGCGCGUGCAUCUCUUUAAGACAGACCCUGCGCGCCUCGAGAUACCAAAUGGAGAAAGCUUCUACUCCGUUCUGGCGCGCCUCGAGGCCCUGGUCCACAAGCUUGAGCGCAGCACCGACGAGACCAUCUGCAUUGUGUCUCAUGGUGCCGUGCUCAACCUUUUCAUGUGCUUGAUCACCUCCGCCCCGCUGUCGAAGUUUUGGAUGUUCUAUGGCGAUGCAUGCUCCAUUUCGCAAGUGGAUAUGCACGACCCUUCGACGUUCCACAUCCGCUCAUACAACGAGACCCGUCACCUGUCUAAGAGUCUCCCUAGUAAAUAG
Giardia duodenalis is the source of this 636-nucleotide messenger RNA. Its product is annotated as Histidine phosphatase superfamily protein. Gene Ontology annotation, molecular function: fructose-2,6-bisphosphate 2-phosphatase activity. The record is from RefSeq and is a predicted model, not a curated record. Lineage: Eukaryota; Fornicata; Diplomonadida; Hexamitidae. Gene Ontology annotation, biological process: fructose 1,6-bisphosphate metabolic process; regulation of pentose-phosphate shunt; negative regulation of glycolytic process. The transcript has a single exon. Gene Ontology annotation, cellular component: cytosol. The coding region runs from base 1 to 636 and encodes 211 amino acids.